AUGAAAAUCACCUCCGCUUUGGCAACGCUCUUCGCCCUUGCGGCUGCGACCCCGACUCCCACCGUCGAUAACGUCGCUGACAAGCCACACCUUGUCAAACGUGCCUCUGUCUCUGAUAAGGCGACGCUUGGUUAUGCUACCUUGAACGGAGGAACAUCCGGAGGAUCUGGUGGAACCGUCACCACUGUCUCAUCCCUCGCCGAGUUUACUGCCGCUGUUAACGAAAAGGAUACUACGGCCAGGAUUGUGGUCGUCAAGGGUAUUAUUAAGGGCACUGCCAACGUCCGCGUUGGUAGCAACAAAUCCGUGAUCGGCCUCCCCGGAGGAGGCUUUGAGGGUAUCGGUCUACAUGUUCGUCGCCAGUCGAAUGUUAUCAUUCGCAACAUCAAGUCUUCCAAUGUCUUGGCCUCUACUGGUGAUGGUGUAAAGAUUGAGGAGAGCACAAACGUGUGGAUUGAUCACAGCGAGUUCAGCUCUGUUCUGGUUGCUGAUAAGGACUAUUAUGACGGACUAGUUGAUGCCUCUCACGGGGCCGACUAUAUCACCAUCUCUUAUACAUAUUUCCAUGACCACUGGAAGACCUCCCUGAUUGGUCACAGCGAGAACAACGGUGGUGAGGACAGCGGCCACCUGCGAGUCACCUACGCCAACAACUACUGGGCCAAUUUUGGCUCUCGAGGCCCAUCCUUGCGAUUCGGCACCGGCCACAUCUACAACUCGUACUAUCUCAACGGUAACUCUGCCAUUAACACCCGCCAGAACGCCCAGGUCCUCGUCCAGAGCAAUGUCUUCAAAAACGUGACCAUCCCAAUCACCUCUCAGGACUCUGAUAUUGUCGGCUACGCUGUUGCAAUCGACAACGACUUUGGUGGUGCUUCUAACCUUGCCCCCGUUGGAACUUUAAACGCCAACUCCCCCCCUUACUCAUACACUCUCCUCGGGUCCUCCAAGGUCGUCGCUACUGUGCCGGGACAAGCUGGCCAGAAGCUUACUUUCUAA
Molecule: messenger RNA, 999 nt
Organism: Colletotrichum spaethianum
Lineage: Eukaryota; Fungi; Ascomycota; Sordariomycetes; Glomerellales; Glomerellaceae
Product: putative pectate lyase B
Exons: 6
Coding region: 1-999 (332 amino acids)
Molecular function (GO): pectate lyase activity
Source: RefSeq, a predicted model, not a curated record